This is a messenger RNA of Lucilia sericata (common green bottle fly), 4030 nucleotides long. RefSeq names its product gamma-aminobutyric acid type B receptor subunit 2 (gene GABA-B-R2). The record is from RefSeq and is a predicted model, not a curated record. Lineage: Eukaryota; Metazoa; Arthropoda; Insecta; Diptera; Calliphoridae. Gene Ontology annotation, biological process: G protein-coupled receptor signaling pathway; gamma-aminobutyric acid signaling pathway. Gene Ontology annotation, cellular component: membrane; G protein-coupled receptor heterodimeric complex. The transcript is spliced from 15 exons. Gene Ontology annotation, molecular function: G protein-coupled GABA receptor activity. Bases 137 to 3826 code for a protein of 1229 amino acids.
GUCAUAGUUGUCACUUUAUAAGGAUACACAAUUUUCAUUCGACUGCAAAAAUUUGUCAUUUUGUUAGAGUAAAAUUAUUCAAUAAAAAUGAUUUUAAAUAAAUUUUAAUUCACAAUUAUAAACAAAAAUAUCCAUUAUGCGUAAAUUUGCACUGAUAUUUUAUAUACUGUUGUUGGCAUCUGUAAAUGACACAAAUGCCAGAACGGCCAAACGUUCCGAUGUCUAUAUAGCUGGAUUUUUUCCCUAUGGCGAUGGUGUUGAAAAUUCAGAUACUGGACGUGGUGUUAUGCCAAGUGUAAAAUUAGCAUUGUCACAUGUCAAUGAACAUCCCAGAAUAUUGACAAACUACAGAUUGCACAUGUGGUGGAAUGACACUGAAUGUAAUGCAGCAGUUGGCGUUAAAUCCUUUUUCGAUAUGAUGCAUUCCGGCCCAAAUAAGCUAAUGUUAUUUGGUGCUGCAUGCACACAUGUCACCGAUCCAAUAGCCAAGGCCAGUAAGCACUGGCAUUUGACACAAUUAUCGUAUGCCGAUACCCAUCCCAUGUUUACUAAAGAUGCUUUUCCCAAUUUCUUUCGUGUGGUACCGUCAGAAAAUGCAUUCAAUGCUCCACGCUUAGCAUUGCUAAAAGAAUUCAAUUGGACUCGUGUUGGAACUUUAUAUCAAAAUGAACCACGUUAUUCAUUGCCUCAUAAUCACAUGGUGGCCGAUUUAGAUGCAAUGGAAUUGGAUGUGGUCGAAACACAAAGUUUUGUAAAUGAUGUGAGUGAAUCACUAAAGAAGUUAAGGGAAAAGGAUGUUCGUAUCAUAUUGGGUAAUUUUAAUGAGCACUUUGCACGUAAAGUCUUUUGCGAUGCCUAUAAAUUGGAAAUGUAUGGUCGUGCCUAUCAAUGGCUAAUAAUGGCUACAUAUUCUGGUGAAUGGUGGAAUGCUACCAUAGAUACUGAAUGUACCGUUGAAGAAAUAUCUACAGCUUUGGAAGGUACAAUCAUGGUCGACUUAUUGCCCUUAUCAACGAGUGGCGACAUAACAAUUGCGGGAAUCACUGCCGAUGAGUAUUUAUCUGAAUAUGAUAGUUUGCGUGGAAAUGAAUAUUCACGUUUUCACGGCUACACAUACGAUGGCAUCUGGGCUGCAGCAUUAGCCAUUCAAUAUGUGGCUCAGAAGCGUGAAGAUUUUUUAACUCAUUUUGAUUAUCGUGUCAAAGAAUGGGAAAGUGUUUUUCUCGAAGCUUUAAGAAAUACCUCUUUUGAAGGUGUAACGGGACCUGUACGUUUUUAUAAUAAUGAACGUAAAGCUAAUAUAUUAAUUAGUCAAUUUCAAUUGGGUUUAGCUGAAAAAAUUGGAGAAUAUCAUUCGCAAUUAAGUCAUUUGGAUUUGACUAUGGGUAAACCAGUGAGAUGGGUUGGUAAAACUCCACCCAAAGAUCGUACACUAAUUUACAUUGAACAUAGCCAAGUUAAUUUAACCAUUUAUAUAGUAUCGGCUAGUGCUUCUGUAAUCGGUGUUAUUAUAGCCUGUGUAUUUCUGGCAUUUAAUAUUAAAUAUCGCAAUCAAAGAUAUAUUAAAAUGUCCAGUCCACAUCUAAAUAAUUUAAUAAUAGUAGGUUGUAUUUUAACCUAUUUGAGUGUAAUAUUCUUGGGACUGGAUACAACAUUGAGCAGUGUGGCAGCUUUUCCUUAUAUAUGCACAGCCAGAGCAUGGAUUUUAAUGGCUGGUUUUAGUCUGGCAUUCGGUGCGAUGUUUUCGAAAACAUGGCGAGUUCAUUCAAUCUUUACAGAUUUGAAAUUAAAUAAAAAAGUCAUAAAAGAUUAUCAACUGUUUAUGGUAGUGGGAGUAUUGCUGGCAAUAGAUAUAGCAAUUAUUACAACAUGGCAGAUUGCUGAUCCAUUUUAUCGAGACACCAAACAAUUAGAACCCAGAUUACAUGAACAUAUAGAUGAUGUCUUAGUUAUACCCGAAAAUGAAUACUGUCAAUCGGAACAUAUGACCAUUUUCGUUAGUAUUAUUUACGCCUAUAAAGGCCUACUUCUGGUAUUUGGGGCAUUUUUAGCUUGGGAAACACGUCAUGUUUCAAUACCAGCUUUAAAUGAUUCAAAACAUAUUGGAUUUUCGGUUUAUAAUGUAUUCAUUACUUGCAUUGCGGGUGCUGCUAUUUCUCUAGUUUUAUCAGAUCGCAAGGACUUGGUUUUUGUCUUACUCUCAUUUUUUAUAAUUUUUUGUACAACAGCAACUUUGUGUUUGGUGUUCGUACCGAAACUCGUAGAAAUGAAACGUAAUCCUCAAGGAGUGGUCGACAAACGAGUAAGAGCUACACUACGACCAAUGUCGAAAAAUCGUCGCGAUUCUUCGGUUUGCGAAUUGGAGCAACGUUUGCGUGAUGUUAAAAAUACAAAUUGUCGUUUUCGAAAAGCCCUGAUGGAAAAAGAAAACGAGUUACAGGCUCUUAUUAAGAAAUUAGGACCUGAAGCUAGAAAAUGGAUAGAUGGUGUUACGAGCGGCUCUGGUGGCGGUAGCAUUGGAGGUGAUACAGAACCGAUAUUGGGUGGUAGUAAUGGUGGGGGUAUGAAUGAUACAUCCAGGCUAUCAGCACCGCCUGUUCGAAGGGAAAUGCCCAGUACUACUGAAAUAACUGAACUAACAUCGGUAGAUAGUGUUACGUCCACACAUGUUGAAAUGGACAAUACAGUAAUAUCAGUGCAAUCAACUUCUGUUGCUCCAUCAUUGCCACCUAAAAAGAAUGUCAAACGCCAAGAGAGUAUUGCCGUGCAAUCAACUACGAUAAAACCCCAACAAGUUAUGCAACAACCUAUACAACAACAGUUACAACAACAACUACAACAGCAAGCUCAAUUUCAACAGCAGCAACAACAAGCAAAAAUCUGUAACGAUACCAGGCGUCAUGUUGAUAAACGUAAUUCGGUCUCUGCUCAAACUGAUGUCAGUAUUGGCUCAAUGUCUAGCUUAAAACGACAAGAGUGUAACAACAUUCACCGUGACGAAUCUAACUUAAGAGAGCGAAGACAAUCAACAACAUCUUCAAGGCACUAUGAAAAUGGCACUCAAACACCGACAACAAGAACUAAAUACUCGAAUAAUAAUCACAGGAAUUCAUCAACAAAUAUAUCAACGUCACAGAGUGAACUAAAUAAUGUUUGUCCACAUGGAGGACACGGAAAAAACAAUAAUGUUGUCAAAACCCCAGUAGCAUCAGACAACCGUCGCGUUAGUAUGGGUUCAGCAUUAAAAUCAAAUUUUGUUGUCUCGCAAAGUGAUCUCUGGGAUACACAUACUCUGUCGCAUGCCAAACAACACUCACGUCAGUCACCACGCAACUAUGCUAGUCCUCAACGCUGCUCUGAGCACAGUCACAUCAUGCCAUCAACAUAUGAUCAAAUGACAUCACCCAUACAACGUUCCGUAUCGGAAAAGAAUCGCAAUAAACAUCGACAUAAACCACAAAAGGGUACAGUAUGUCAGAGUGAAACGGAUAGUGAACGAGAGCGAGAACCAACACCGCCCAGUACUCAAUGUAUACAACAACGUAAAGUAAAUCGCACAAAUAUCCAACAUGCAGCACAUCAUCAUUCGUCACCAAAUGUGGCACCCGACAAGCAACGUUCUAGUAAACAUCGUGGUUUGAAAACCGAUUCUUCGUCCAUGUACGGCGCAAGUUCUGAGACGGAAUUACUAGAUGGUGAAACGGCUAUAUUGCCUAUAUUCCGUAAAUUAUUAACCGAAAAGAGUCCCAAUUAUCGCGGCCGCAAUGUUGUCGGACAGAGUUGUCCUAAUAUAUCAAUUAAAUGCGAUAUAGUCGAAUAUUUGUAAUUAUUUUAUAAGCAAUUUUAAUAGAAUUUAAUUCAAGCUUUUUGUUUCUCAAAUUAAACGUAUUCAAUUUGAAAUAAAAACAAAAUUAAAAUUUUAUCAAAAUGCAUGCAAUUUCCUAUAAACAUAAAAUAAUUAUAUAAUAGAGUUAAAUUGAUGUUUUAAAAACUAAGAAAAAAUAAAAUAAAAUACGAAUAAAAUUAUAAC